UAUCCUCCCCGUGAACAAGCGGAAUCGAAGGAGCUGGUUCGGGGAGCAGGGGGAAGAGCAUCUACUGUGAUGAGCUUGCGAGUACAAAUUGGAAGAAAUUAUUGGAAAACAAAAAUAGCGCUAGCUGUGGAUUUCAAAACGUCACAGGAUUGACGUGUUCCGGUUUUGUGUUUAUUCUGUUUUCCACACUUGUGAGGGGAAUAUAUAUAUAUAUAUAUAUAUAUACUCUCUUCGGGUUAGGGCCGGAGCACCCGGGAGUGAGUGCCUGUCUACGGAGCUGAGGGUCUGCAGCCGCUGGCCCUACCGCAUUGACAACUGAGUGAGAACGACUGGAGACGGCGGUUACAGGGCUUAUUUUUUAAGUGUUUAUUUUGUUUAGUUUUGUAAUCCUAAAUUCCACAAAGAGAGUCGUUUACAUGUAAGCUUUUAACACCGUUAUUGCCAAUUGGGUGAAGGAGGACCUCUUGCGCCAUCCACUGUCUAACCAGAGGCUUGAGUGGUUUUUAUGAAUAAUAUACAGGAAUGUAAUGAAAAUGAUAUACAGUAAUUGUUGUCUUUUUUUCUUUUGGUUAAAACCAAAGCAUCAGUUUCAGUUAGGGUACAUUUUAAAUGUUUUUCUGUACUCGUUGAUCUGCUAUUAAGUGCCAGAGAAAAACUCAGCCGGUGUCAUGAGAUUAUUAUCUUUAUUUGCAUAGCUAAACAUGAUGUACAUUUAUUUAUUUUAUUUUUUUUAGUAAUAUUUGUAGUACAAACAUUUAUUCUAGAUAUAUAGCUCCAGUAAAUUCAAAGAUCACUCGCUGGAUAAAUUACAAAUAAUAAUAAACUUAAUAGUAAAACACCUAGAAAAUGUCAUUUUUCAACUUUCGCAAGAUUUUUAAGUUGGGAGGGGAAAAGAAGAAAAAACAAUAUGAACAUGUCAACAGGGAUGUAAAUCCCGAAGACUUCUGGGGAAUCAUUGGAGAACUGGGUGAUGGUGCUUUUGGAAAAGUGUACAAGGCCCAGAAUAAACAAACUGGGACCCUUGCUGCUGCAAAGGUGAUUGAUACAAAGACAGAAGAGGAGCUUGAAGACUACAUGAUAGAAAUUGAUAUUCUAGCAUCGUGUGACCAUCAGCACAUAGUUAAACUACUGGAUGCCUUCUACUACGAAAGUAAACUAUGGAUCCUGAUCGAGUUCUGUGCAGGAGGAGCUGUUGAUGCUGUAAUGUUGGAGUUGGAGAGGCCUCUAACAGAGCCACAGAUCCGGGUGGUUUGUAAACAGACUUUGGAGGCAUUGUGUUACCUCCAUGAUAUCAAGGUCAUUCACAGAGAUCUAAAGGCUGGGAAUAUUCUUCUUUCAAUAGACGGAGAUAUUAAACUUGCUGACUUCGGAGUAUCUGCUAAGAAUACUAAAACACUGCAGAGAAGAGACUCCUUUAUUGGAACACCAUAUUGGAUGGCUCCAGAAGUGGUAAUGUGCGAAACUUCCAAAGACAGGCCAUACGAUUACAAAGCUGAUAUUUGGUCAUUAGGUGUCACAUUAAUUGAACUGGCAGAGAUAGAACCACCUCAUCAUGAGCUUAAUCCAAUGAGAGUUUUGCUGAAAAUAGCUAAGGCAGAGCCUCCUACUCUAUCGCAGCCAUCUAAAUGGUCUGCAGAGUUUAAGGAUUUUCUUAGGAAAGCUUUAGAUAAGAAUUUAGACAACAGAUGGAACGCCUCUCAGCUGUUACAGCAUCCCUUUGUGACGAGUGUUGUUGACAACAAGCCACUUCGAGAGCUGAUAGCGGAGGCUAAAGCAGAGGUGACAGAAGAGAUUGAGGAGGCUAAAGAAGAGGAGGAGGAUGAAGAACACGAUCCACAGCUACUUGUGCCUGGACACAAGCGCGCACCAUCAGAUGCCAGCAUUGCAAGUUCAGAGGACGAGAAGCUCUCGCAGUCUGCUUCAAUUCUGGAGUCUGUGUCUGAGAAAAUUGAGCCUGACCGUACUGAGGACAAAGUCAGUGACAAACUCUCAGAUGAGGGUAUAGGCACCAGUGAAACUGAUAAGACGGAGGAUGAAAAAUUGAAUGAGAACAACAUUUCAGACACCAGUAUUGAAGAUAUUAGCAGGGAAGAGCUCCUGGUUGAGGCAGAAGAGAUGGCAACUGCUGAAGGAAAAGAAGAGCUUAUUGCUAAGCUACCCAGUGCUUCACAGGAAGAAACAGCUGAGAUGAACUCUGUGGCAGAUACUGAAGAGGAGACCAAACAAAACGAAGAAGAGAAAACAACUGAGGUAAAGCAAGUACCAAAAAUCACAACUGAAGAAGAAAAAGACAUUUCAGAACCUAAAGAAGAUGUCAAAGGUGAAAAAGACAUUUCAGAACCUAAAGAAGCUGACAAAGGUGAAAAUAGUCAGAAAGAUGCAGAUUCAGAAGGAAUUAAAGCAGGAUGUGUGGAAAAACCUACGGUAAAACUAGCACAAGAAGCUACGGAAAAUGAAAAUAAGGAUCUUGAGGAAGAGGGCUGUAAAGCCAUUGAUGAGAAUGCAGAGAUAGAUAUAAAUAAAGGAGAAACACCACAAGAAGUAAGCCCUGAGAUGGGGCAAGUGACAGAUGAGAGUUGCACUGAACAGGUGGAAAAAGACAAGGUUAGCAACAAUGAACAUCCUCGGGAGCCUUCUGUGGAUGCAACACCUGAGCAAGCUCUCAAAGAGGCGGUUGAUGAGGUAGACAAAGAAAUCCAAAGUAUUACAGCUGUACAAAAUGAAACAACAGAAAUCCCAGAGAGCACAGUAGCAGUAGCUUCCAGUAUCAGUGAUGACAGAGAAAAGGACGAAGGAGACAAGGGAGCCGUCCCAGAGGAAGCAAAGCCAGCAGCCAUUCCCAGUGUCGACGAAGUUAAGGCCAGUGCAGAAAGCCCUGAGAAAACGAAAACUCCAAAGCAGCUGGAGCCUGAGAAACUCAAAGAAAAGGAUAAAGAUUCAGACUCCGGCAGAAGUUCUGCUGCUGAUAAUAACAAUGUUGAUCUGAACUUGUCCAUCUCAAGCUUUCUAACCAAAAACAAGGAGGGAUCCAUUUCUGUUCAGGAAACCAGAAGACAGAAGAAAACGUUGAAGAAGACACGUAAAUUUAUGGUUGAUGGGGUAGAAGUCAGUGUGACAACAUCAAAAAUAGUCACCGAUAAUGAUACAAAGAGUGAAGAAAUGAGAUUUUUAAGACGUCAGGAGUUGCGAGAGCUGAGAUUGCUUCAGAAAGAAGAACAGAAGGCCCAACAACAGCUGAGCAACAAACUGCAGCAGCAGCGUGAGCAGAUAUUCCGGCGCUUUGAACAGGAGAUGACGAGUAAGAAACGUCAGUAUGAUCAGGAAAUCGAAAACCUAGAGAAACAACAGAAACAGACGAUUGAGCGACUGGAACAAGAUCAUACAAAUCGACUGCGAGAUGAAGCAAAACGCAUCAAAGCAGAGCAAGAGAAGGAACUGUCCAAAUUCCAGAACAUGCUGAAAAACCGCAAAAAGGAGGGUGUCGCCCAGGUUAUGAUACAGUCUUUUCAGUUGUCCUCAUGUACACUCUUCAACGCUCAGAUGCAGGAUGAACAGGAGUUUUUGCAGAAACAGCAACAGGAACUGGAUUCAGCCCUGAAGAAAAUCAUACAGCAACACAAGCUUGAGAUUGCCACCAUUGAGCGUGACUGCUUGAACCACAAACAGCAGCUUAUGAGAGCAAGAGAAGCAGCAAUAUGGGAGCUGGAAGAGCGCCAUCUGCAGGAGAAACAUCAGCUCCUGAAACAGCAGCUGAAAGACCAAUACUUUAUGCAGAGACACCAGCUGCUAAAGAGGCAUGAAAAGGAAAUGGAGCAGAUGCAGAGGUAUAACCAACGAUUGAUUGAGGACCUAAAGAGCAGGCAGACUCAAGAAAGAGGCAGGCUGCCAAAAAUCCAGCGCAGUGAAGCCAAGACCCGCAUGGCCAUGUUCAAGAAGAGCCUUCGAAUCACAUCAUCUGGAUCGCCAGAGCAGGACAGGGAGAAAAUCAAACAGUUCGCUACUCAGGAGGAGAAGAGGCUGAAGAAUGAGAGGCUGCAGCAGCAUCAGAAACAUGAGAACCAGAUGAGGGAUUUACAGCUACAAUGUGACACUAAUAUUAGAGAAUUGCAGCAGCUGCAGAAUGAGAAGUGCCAUCUGCUGAUUGAACAUGAAACACAGAAGCUUAAAGAACUUGAUGAGGAGCACAGUCAGGAGCUGAAAGACUGGAGAGAGAAGCUCCGUCCAAGGAAGAAGGCUUUGGAAGAAGAAUUUGCAAGAAAGCUACAAGAACAAGAAGUGUUUUUCAAGAUGAGUGGAGAGUCGGAAUGCCUUAACCCUUCAGCACAAAGCCGGAUUUCUAAAUUCUACCCCAUUCCCAGCCUGCACUCCACAUGAUCACCAAAAACAGGAGCUGACAUAAUAUUAUAACCUACUGGAGCAUCCCUUAAAACAAAGAAGACUGAUGGUAACAUCAUGGAACCUCUGCUUCUCCAUGGAUGACAAUCAGCCUAAUUAUCUGAACGCUUGAAUUAAAUGUCUAGUAUUUCUGGAAUAAGCUGAAAUGACCACAGAAAUUGAAGUUUUGUAUUUAAGUCUGAGCUGGCACAGGUUUUAAGUAAAUCAUUUUAUUUCCCCCUCUUUCAAUUACUCUACCAACCAUUAAAGUUCAUUUGAAUUAGAAAAGGCUAUGUUACAUAGUAGGGUUUUAAAGUCCUUUAAAAAUAGACACAAUUAGCAAAUUUGAAAAUACAACAAAUGGUACAAAGCAAACUAUACUGAAACUAAAUUAAAUGCAUAAUGAAUAACCAACUCAGGCAGUGUACCAUUUAAUAAUACUUUAAUAUACACCUACAGUAUUUCAUGUGCUGCUUUUGUUUGUCUUCUUAAAAAAAGAAGAAACCGGUGCCUAAGACAAUUUGAUUCAAAUGAGCUGGCUUUUUAUAGAGCCUAAUUUAAUUUGUUGAUUUGUCCUUUUAUGUUCUUUAAACAAAAAGUAGCUGGAAAUGUGUAAAAAAAAAAAAAAAAAAAAAGUGUAUGUACAGUGUGCAGUAAGGUGCUUGACUUCAUUUUAGUCUUACAGGUAGGCUACGUUUCCAGUCCUCCUUUUAAACAAAUUGAACUUUUGAAAAACUAUGAAGUGUAUAAUCUUGAAGUAUGGCUUUUCUUUACAAAAAAAUAUAUAACUAUUAUGCUGUUUUAUAAUAAUACAUAAACACUCCUGAUAGUGGAAAAGACGCAAAAUAAAAUGUGUACAUGCACAUUGUGUGCGUGAGUAUAAAAGUAUUGCUAAUUGUAUAUAGCACUAACUUUUUUAUAAGAUUUAUUUAUUUUUUACUUUGUUUCCAUGAAAGUACUUGCAUGGCAAUUUUUUUCUUUAGUUUGGCUAAGAAAAAAAAAAUCUAUAUGUAAUUGCAUGUCUUGAUAUAUAAGUUGUUACAGUUAUAUCAGACACUAGGAGAAAAUGUACAGUAAAACUGUAUGUAUCUGUGUUUGCAGACCUAGAAGGUUUUUCCACCAUUUAAAUAUCAUCUUUUAGUCAUAUCAUGAGUGUUUCAAAUAACGUAAGCAUAUGCAGUAUGAAUCAUAUUUUGUAACUAACUUUUGUGGACUGUUCUAACAAAUAUAGCUCCCCACCCCCCCAAAUUUAAUUGCUCUCAAGUUUUUACCUGGGAUUUAUUGAUUCAAUCGCAAAAUUGCUUUGUCUCAAGGGUUGACUUUCUCUCAUGAGUGUGUUUUUUUUUUUUUUUUUUUUUAGAAAAAUGCUGUUCAGCAUUAAUAAUUUACACAUGCAAGCAGUGUGUAGAGAAUUUUCAAAAUUCAGAUUGAACGGGUGGGGGCAUGCAUGUUUUUAGGUUAUCAUUUGUACUUUUGCUUAAAUUACUUUUAAUAAAUUACUUGUAAUUACUAUUUGUAUUAUUAUAGCGAUUGUACUAGUUAUUAGCCUUACUAAAAAGUUGUGUUUUACUGACUGUAACUUCAAAUAGCGCUAAAUCAUUAUCCUGAGUGCAUUACACAAAUAUAAGUUACAAUUUGGGAAUAAUGAGGUCAUUGCCUUGCCUUUCUCUUGUCUUUACGUGUGUGUGUGUUUAUCAUGAAUUAAUGCACAGUGUGAUCAGAAUUUUUCAGGUGGGAAUUAAAAUAAUUUGCUAGGUCAGUGAAUGCUUGUGUUUCUAGAUUUCUGUAGAGAAUUCAGCAUCUUGUACAUUUUGGAUAUGCACAGCAAUUGUACUUCAGGGCCAUUGUUCUCCCUGGAGUGUUCUUUUGUAUUGGUCCCCACUAGCUUUUUACCAAGGGUGUACUCUGAUUUUACUUUUCUAGUUGCCUUUAUGGGAUAGGGUGGUGGGUUGGUGUACAAGUUGUAACGGAUUGUACCUCUUAAUGUACAAACCAACCAAUGCUUGUUUAAGGAAAGCACAAAUUUUGUAUGACAGUUAUGAUCCUGUUUCUGCGACGGAUAAAUGUUCACUGGUGGUUUUGUUUAAUCAUAUUAAAGUGAUGUAAAACAAA
Polyodon spathula (Mississippi paddlefish) is the source of this 6486-nucleotide messenger RNA. RefSeq names its product STE20-like serine/threonine-protein kinase. The transcript is spliced from 19 exons. The record is from RefSeq and is a predicted model, not a curated record. Lineage: Eukaryota; Metazoa; Chordata; Actinopteri; Acipenseriformes; Polyodontidae. The coding region runs from base 847 to 4374 and encodes 1175 amino acids. Gene Ontology annotation, molecular function: protein serine/threonine kinase activity; ATP binding. Gene Ontology annotation, biological process: protein phosphorylation.